This is a messenger RNA of Phalacrocorax carbo (great cormorant), 12168 nucleotides long. Lineage: Eukaryota; Metazoa; Chordata; Aves; Suliformes; Phalacrocoracidae. The record is from RefSeq and is a predicted model, not a curated record.
ACUGGCCAAGGCAGACCUGUUACACUUGCCUGAGUUAGGCAUUGUUUGCCAUGCCACUAAACCUGCCGCCAAGUGAAACCUUCAUGGGGGAAAUGAGAUCGAAGUCUGGCCUGCUGAAGAUGGACGCCCUGUCUCUGUUUUUAUUUUAUUUUGCUUUCUUUCCUUUGUUUCUUUUAUUUUUAUUUUUAUUUUAUUUUGUCCCUUUUUUUAUUUUGUUCUGUUAAAUCUCUUUCCCUUGUACUUGUGAACUGGUACUUCAGUGGUACUUCAAUGGUGUUUUGUAAAGGGUUCAGAGUGUUUCAUUUUGAAAUUGACUUGAAGCUGCUUAUGAAUGGUGGAUGGUAUACACAGAAUUUAGAAUAUGAUUAAUUUUUAUUAUGUGAAUUACAGAUAAAUUUGAUUUGGAAUACAUUUAAGCAUCUAAAUUCAACAGAUGAGCACAUUAUGUCAGAAGACAGAAACAGUGAAAAAUAUAUUAGUUUUAAUAUAUUGGUUAAGACAUUCUUUCAUAUGUUAUGCUGUAUGAGUUUAUCUUGGAAAAGGGCAGUUGAAACUCUUACUUCUGGAGAAACUGGCUUUACAAAGUAAAGUCAUGAUUAUUUCUCUCCUGUUUUUCCUCCUCUCAGCAGAGUAGUUUUGGUUUAGGUUGCAUGGUCUGUUUAAAAGAAGGCUUACUAUUUAUGUCUAAUACAAAGAGUUUAAAAGAAUUAUUUCUGAAAUUGAACAUUCAUGAAUAUUGAAUGUCAUGAAAUACUUGUUUGCUUCUGAUGAAACCUUGCUCCAGUGAAGUCAGUGGCAGUAAGAUUUCAUCCUUUUGUUUUUGUAAUUUUCAGGAAGAUCUGUUUACCACUCAUAAGUACAAAUGCUGCCUGAAGUUUUGGUUGGACUGUGUUACGUGAGGCAUAUUGUCUUUUAACGCUGUUAUUUGUGGGAACACUGAAUCAGUUCUCUGUGUGUGUGUAUGUAUGUGUGUGUAUAUUGCACUUUGACAUGCUCCAGUGGUGGUUAUUUCAAGAGGAGUUUUUUUAAAAAAAAAAAAAAAGAAAAAAAAAAAAAAGUGUCUUCUCAGUCAUCUCACAGUCUCAGAAGCCCUGGCAGUUGAUGCUGGAUUGAUUGAGAAGGUUCUCCUCCUUAAAUGAUGUUCUUCCUUCUUGUGAAACGGAAGUCCUGAAACAGAAGUGAUGGACCAGGUGGUCUGCCUAGUCCUUCAGGCAUUGCUCUUCCCAGCCAGCUGUGCUGGGAUCAAUUGGUUUCACUUUGGUAAUGAACCAGGCUGUGCACUGCAGCUGGGAAGAGCUUUGUUUUGUGAUCUCUGUUGGAUUUAGCUGUAGCAGUUGAGGUAAUUGCCAGUAGGUGUAAUCUUUUUAAUCUCUGCUCCUAAAUCCAAUAAGAAUCAUGAAUUGGAUUGCUUGAAAAUUAUUUUAUUUGUAAGUGUGCAUUUUCCAUUGAUUUAAAAUAGCAGGAAAAUAACAAUUCCUUCAAUUAUGUUUAGAGUAGAUGUAAACUGUUAAGUAUUUUUAAAACCAGCAAACUUGCUUAUUGCAGAAGCAGUUUGCAGGGGCAGGGAGAGGAUUAACCAUGUAGUUUUAGUACAAAGAGUAGGAAAUUAAUUUCUUCUGAGCACUUGCAGGGCAGAUAAAAAUACUGUAAUUACUCCUUGCUUAAUGCACGUACUUCUGUUCAGCAAAUGCAUUCUGGUAUGGCCUAGGUUGACUAGGGCUCUUAAGUACUUUGAUGAUACAGAAAAGUAACAAUCAUAACUGCUAUUUAGGACAACUGUACAUUUCAUAAGUAACAUAAAAUGUCUCUAGGCAAUGCAGAGCUCAUCUGCAUCUGCUUCCAGAUUCUUUUGCAAAGUGAAGAAUCAAUAAAUGAUCAUUGAAUCUGUAGUUUACUAAGCACAAGAGCUUCUAAGAAAUCUUUCUAAGGAUGUGGUAUAGAUGUGGCAUAUUUAUUUUGUCUGUUUCCCUCUUUAGAAAACAAAUAUCUUUACCUCAUUUCCAUUCAGCAUUUAAAUGCCAUGCGUUUAAAAGCUGAAACAGUUAUUCUUAAACUAAAGUGCCUUAAUUUGUUGUGAUAUACCCACAUGCUUUGUUUUAUCUUUGUGGGCAUGUAUUCCUUUUAUAAAUAAAUUCAUGGAGAUAAAACUCCGAAACUUAAAAGCCUGUAACUCAUGAGAUCAUGUGGCCUCACAUAUUAAUUUCUUUUUCAAAUCUAUAUAAAGAACAGCAAAGUAAAUUUGCAAGAUACUUCAGGUUUUCUUUCUUUUCCCCACAACAGUUUGUUUUCUAUAGAACUGUUAAAAAGUUUGACCUGGUCUUAAAAACUGGAGAAUGGUCUUUUCAAAAGACAGUGUCUUUGAAUAUACAGGCAAAUUUUCAGGGUUUUGUCUUUAGAGAUAGACCCUUUCUCGUUCUUGAAUGAAAUAAAUGGACCAUUGUUUGUGGCAUGGAACUGACCAACUAGAUUUUGUAUUUAAAAUAAAACAUUACAUUGCUGAAGGACCAAAGUGUUCUGGAAAUAAUACUGCUAAACUUUACAAUUUAGAUACAAAUGUUAUUCAUUCUUUGAACUGCUAUAACAGUGCACUGAACCGAAAGUGUUCAGUGGAUUCCUUGAGUGACAUUUGAGCAAAUGAAUAAUUCCAAUUAUUUCAGUAAGAGGACCCAUAUACUUAAAGUUUAGGCUUGUAUUUAAGUACCUUUCUGAACUUGACUCAUUGUCUGUUUAGUUAUGUGCCUAACUCAGUUCCUAUUUAAAAGAGCUGAGUGCCUAAACAUCUCUUAAGUUUAUCUGGUUAAGUGUAUAUUGAAUUGGCUUUAUGUAAGCGCAUACUUAAAUUAGGCAUAUACUUAUGUACAUUAGUGACUGAGGAUCUAAAUUAGAAUGCAGACACACCACUUCAGGAGCAGUUUCUGCCAUUGGAUUUUCUUGAGCCAUGUCUGUUGAUCCUGUAGAAACUUGCAUGAGUAUCUAGUUACUUGCAAGAUGCUAGCAGUUCAGGAUAAGGUCCGGUUCAUUAGUCAUUUGAAAACACUUAAGUAUUUUGAUUUUCAGAAGAACUGGUACAUAAUUCUAUGCCUAAUUUGCAUGCACAGCUGCUGGGACUGUAUAUUCAAAAGCCUAUUAGUUAGCUACAUAUUAGGCAGGAUAUGCAGCAAAGUACCUGUUACUCAUGAGCAGUCAGGCAAAUCAGGUACACCUCUCAUUGCAUGCCUGACUUCAAAAUGAGAUCUGUAGAGUGCUGAUCAUUGUGAUGAUGACUCAGAUUCAUGCAUGUUUUUUAAAAAGCCCUGGAAGUCGUUAUUGCACAGUUAAUUCUUAAGCGCUAAUUAUUUUCCUAUUUUUCUCCUUUAGAUAGCAAAAUCAAGUGGUUUGUUACAUGUUAAGGAGCAAGGUGCCUCAAAAUUUAACAUAAAUUAAAUAAAUGUAAAUAGGAAGCAUGAGGAAAAAAAUGGGUACUGUUAUUUUAUCUUUUUUAUUCCACCCAUGCUACAUAUAAAUUAAGUUUCAUUUAGAUUUGUUUUGUCCUUUGGUCAUAUCCAACUGUAACCCAGUCCUUGCUGCAGAUCUGUAGAACAGGUUUGCAACACUUCUUUCUUAUUUUUAUUUUUUUUUGAAGUAGUAUGUUUCCUGUUGGGUCUAUUGAAACUUGUAUAGCUAAAUCUGCACAGUGUUUUUAAAAAUUACCUCAUAUUUUCCUUUUUGAUAAGAAUAUUUAUAUAUUAAUUUUUAAAUCCUGAAAUUAGGGGGUUUAUAGUUGAAAGAUGCAGUUUGAACCAAAGGAGUAAAAGACACUGGCAGAAUAUUUGUAUAUCCCUUGACUUUAAAACAAUGUUUAAAUAAAAGCAUUUACUUUACUGAAGUGCAUGAGGUAAUACAAAAGGGCUCAGUUGGAUAGCAUAUAUACAGUUAUACCAGUAAUUUUGAAUAGAUCAUAGACACCUGGUAUAAUUAGAACUUCCUUUUGUAGUUUUUCAGUUUAGUGUUUCAUGUUUGUACCAGUUUAAAUUCUUCAGUUGUAAUCGUAAUCAUUUAACUAUUAAAUCUUUUGAUUUUUGGAGAUUUUGGGGGGUUCGUUUAGCAGUCUAAUUGUGACUAACAUUGAACGAAACCUGCAUUUAAUUCAGAUUAGAUAUUACUUAAACUUUUAGCAUGACAGGGAAUAUAUUUGAAAGAGUAGGAAAUACAUAUUUUGGGAAGACAGAGCUUGCUUAGCUGAUCAGUUACAAUUUUCUUCAAUCCCAGUAAAUAUAAAGCUAAUUUAUCAAAGUUUCAGAUAAACUGAGGGGACCUAGAAUGUGAGACAGUACAAAACUAAAUUUUUUCUGCCCUCCCUCCUUCACCUCCAACUUCACUUACUUGUAAUAUGUAUUUUGUGGAGUCACAGUAGUUCAAUAGUUUUUAUUUUGUUUUUAUUCAUUUUUACAUCCAAAGUAGGUAGCACCAGAGGAAUAAAAAAAAAAGCACAAAUUUUAGUUAGCACAUACUUUGUUUUUUCUUUCUUUUUUUUUUUCUUUUACUGAUUUGGUUAUUUGCCAUUUCUGGGGAUUAAACUUUAAAAAAUGUUCUUCUUUUCUGUAUCUGAUGUUCUGUGUGCUAUUAGUGAUGCAGCCAACACGAACGGUUGUCAUGUGUAAAACAACUUUCGAUCACCGCGAAAACACCGCCCUGGGAAAGCGUCCAUGCUUGAUAUCGUUUGGUUCAUGAACAUUAAGUUUCCAGUACAGGUAAAAUCCCAGAUGAAGCCAAAGCCCUUUCUCUGUUGGCGCCUGCUCCUACUAUGACAAGCCUGAUGCCUGGUGCAGGGUUGCUUCCUAUACCUACACCAACCCCUUUGACUACACUCGGCGUUUCACUUGGCACUUUGGGGGCUAUACCAGCAGCAGCAUUGGACCCUAACAUUACGGCACUGGGAGAAAUACCACAACCACCAAUUAUGGGGAAUGUGGAUCCAUCCAAAAUCGAUGAAAUCAGGAGAACAGUCUAUGUUGGAAACCUGAAUUCCCAGACUACAACAGCAGAUCAGCUACUUGAAUUCUUUAAGCAAGUUGGAGAAGUGAAAUUUGUGCGAAUGGCAGGUGAUGAGACGCAACCAACACGAUUUGCUUUUGUGGAAUUUGCAGACCAAAAUUCUGUACCUCGAGCUCUUGCCUUCAAUGGAGUUAUGUUUGGAGACAGGCCACUGAAAAUAAAUCACUCCAAUAAUGCGAUAGUGAAGCCUCCUGAAAUGACACCACAAGCUGCUGCCAAGGAGCUGGAGGAGGUGAUGAAGAGAGUAAGGGAAGCACAGUCUUUCAUAUCUGCUGCUAUUGAGCCAGAGUCUGGAAAGAGCAGUGAAAGAAAAGGCGGUCGAUCUCGUUCCCAUUCUCGUUCAGAAUCCAGGUCCAGCUCAAAAUCCCGAUCUAGAAGGAAAAGAUCACACUCAAAACACAGAAGUAGAUCUGGCAACAGAUCACUCUCAAGACACAAGGACAGACGCAGAUCCAGAAGUCCCCUGAAAAAACGGUCCAGGUCUAGGGAAAGGCGGAAAUCAAGAAGUCGCUCUCGUUCUCGGGACAAGAAAAGAGACAAAGAAAAGGUCAAGGAAAAAGAAAAGGCUAAAGAAAAGGAGAAAGAGAGAGACCGAGACAAGGAGAAGGAGAGAGACCGAGACAAAGACAAGGAAAGAGAGCGAGAUAAAGAGAGGAACAAGGAGAAGGAAAAGGACAGGGAGAGAGAUAAAGAGCGAAACAAAGACCGAGAGAGAGUCAAAGACAGGGAUAGGGACAGGGACAAGGAUAAGGACAAAGAUAGGGACAGGGAAAAGGAGAAAGAUAAGGAGAAGGAAAAAGACAGGGAAGAGGUAGAUCAGAACAAGGAAAAAGAAGAUAUUGAGAAAGAAGGAGAGAAGGAAAGAGAGAAGAUUAAGGACAAGGAGGGAGAAAAGGACAGAGGAGGGGAGAAAGAGAAGGACAGAGACAAAGAAAAGGAAAAAGAUGGGGAUAAGGAGAAGGAACGAGAAAGAGAAAAAGAGAGAGAUGAUAAAAAGAAGAAAGAGAAGCGAUCCAGAACACCCCCAAGAAGCUAUAGCUCUUCAAGAAGAUCUCGUAGCUCCAGCAGGGAAAGGCGUAAAAGGAAGAGUAGAAGUCCCUCCAAGUCUCCUAAAACAUCAAAAGCAAUGAAAAGAAAGUCUUCACGAUCUCCUUCUCCAAGAAGAAACAAGAAAGAAAAAAAAAGAGAGAGAGAUACAAAUAAUGAAAGAAGAGAAAGAGAACACUCCACCUCCAAGAAAAAAAGUAGUAAAGAAAAAGACGGAAAGGAGAAAUCUGACAAAAGCACCACUACUUGGAAGGACAAAGAUCACACUAAAGAGGAUCAGAAUUCAGAAACUGACAAGGAAGUAGACAACAGAGAUACACAAAGGACAGAUGAAGUCAAACUGCAACAGAAUGGGAACUGUCAACCAAAUGAAGAAAACCUGUGAAUUAAAAUGGAAGAUGUUUAAAGCAAAGAAAGGACCUCUGAUUCAACUAAGGAAUGAAAUCCAAAGCUUUUUGUUUCCUAGAAUGAGGAAGAAAAUGUCAAAGCAAUCAACCUGAACGUGUUGAUAGUACUAGUAGCUCUUCCAAUUCUUGUGAUAGCUUUUGUUGUGUUCUUGCUGUAAAGCAAGAGAGCACGGACCAGUAAUAUCAUGAAAAGGCUGACGCCAUCAGAACUGUUUAUCUCUGAAAAUCCAUGCAUUUCCAUGAUGGCUGUACUUAUUUGUAAAAUGAUUUAUGUUACGAUUUGCCAUAAGCUGUUACAAAUAAGUAGAAACUGAAAGACGUAAACCUGUACUACCCCAAAAAAGCUGAAAAUAAGCAUUCAAGAUUGUUUAAAAUACUGCUUGUUGAUGAAUUUUGUGUUGUUUUACCUUGUGGGUAAAAAAUCCACAAAAACUUCAAUGUGUACUGUUUGAUGUGCUUGAAAAUGGUGCAUAAAUAUACACACUUUCUUUUGUUGUAAAUGAUAACUCUAGGGAAAGGAUUUUUAAGCAUAAACAUAGUUUUACAAUUCUUAUGUUAAAUACCCACUGACUAGUAUGUUUUUCAUUUGCUCACUGCUUGAGAUUCUUGAGGUUUGUUAUUUAAAAGAAUCUCUCACUAAUAGCCCUAAAAUUAAUAUUUUUUUAAAAGUAUUGGAACAAUGCAUGCUACUUUUCUGUUCCUAAAAAGAACAUUACCAUGUUAUAGAUCAUAGGUUAGUUUAGUGGGUUAUUUUGCGGUUGUUUUGUUUAGUUGUUUUCUUUUGUCCUUCCAGAAGUGAGCACGUCUGUAUGAUACUAUCAGAACUUAUAGCUUUGUUUUAUGCCGUACUGCAGUGUGUCUGUUCAGCUACAAGUAGUACAGAUGCCAUUAUGAAAAUAAAUUUUUCUUACUUGUUUAAAAUACAUGGGAGCACAAGCAGAAGCUUUAGUGCCUUCUUAAAAUGUGGUAUUUUCUAGAAAUAUAUAUGUGCUAUUACUCAUUUUCAGCUAAAUCUUACAUGAUCUCUACUGCUAUUCUGCCACCACCAUACUGUAGACAAGAAUGGAAGUGAUUUGUCAGGACGGUUGUUUGAUUCACUUGUUAAAAUACUAAAGCUGUGUUUCACUUUUAUUUUAUUUUUAGAAGAGAUUUAUAGAUGAAAGCAAAGAUGCAAUUUGGGGACCACCACUGUACAAAAGUAGUAGCUGAAUACAAAGCAUUUUCUGAUCACCUGCAUCCAAGACAGCCCUUUAGACGUUUAAUCUAUGUGUGGAUGGCCUUAAUUGUUACCACUCCAUCAUCUUCUCUGAUACCUGUUGGGUGAUAUAAAAGGAAUUGUGUGCAAAGAAUGGGGGAUAAAAAAUUUGGAGAAAAAGGUUCUAAUUUACACAGGAGUUACAUGGUAGAGAUUCUUCUUUCAUUUUCUGGGGGAGAAAGCAUGUAAGAAGAGAAUGACAAAGCAAAUACUUUUGUCAAGGUAAAACGUGGUUUGUGUUCUCUGAGCUAAUUUAUUUAGUUGGUUAUGUGAGAUUUCUUAAGAGUCAUACCUUUAAUACUUAUACCUAAAAUCAAGUAUAUUAUUUUUAAUAUGACUUAAUACAAUCAAAUUACUUACUUGCCUUACCUCAUGGGAAGAGUUACUUCUUUCAGUUAAAAAAAAAACCCCUUCAUAUCAUAUUAGCUAUUUGCUUUCAGUUUGUUUUUCUUUUCCUUUGCAUAGUUAAUUCUUAAAAAAAAAAAGCAUAUUACAGGGAAUGAAAAUUUUGCCCAAUUCCUGAGGUAAUGACACCCAGUUUGAUUGUGAAGCUGCUUAAUCAGUCUUCAUUUUCGAUAGGAUUUCAUGUUCUUGCCACUCUGUACAUUUAAGACUAUAGAAAAUGCUUUACCAUGUAAAGUAUAGACAGUCAUUUUUGUGAUGUUUAAGCCACAUGCUGGUGAACAGCUUAUUCUGAUAAAUGAAUGACAAAUCUGUAUGCUUAGAGGAAGACUGUGAAGGAUUGUGUUUUGCAACAACAGCUGUCUUAUUUAUGAUGUCUAAGUACCAUAGAGCAAAGAGAUUGUUUGUAUACUUGUUAUCUUUGGUACCAUUUCACUAAUAAAAUUAUUUUAGAGGGAAGUACAUACUUACUAAAGGAGUAUUUUUAGUUGAUCUGGUCAUACUCACGCAGCUUCUUUGAUUUGAAAUGGGGAUACCGGUGAAAAUACACGAGUAUUAUUUAUAAUACCUUUGAAAAGAUAAGUUUCUCCUUUGGGAGGAAUUACAAUUCUUGCAGUGUAUCCUAUUUCAGCUGAUACUAGUUUGAUUUCCUGAGUUUUGUUAUCCUGAAGUUGCAUAGCUCUAUUAUAUAUCAGUUACAGAGUAUGUACAGUUUAUGUACAGCUAGCUAAGAAACAGGCCUUUGGAAAUAAAUAGUUAAGGAUGGCAGCCUUACUAGCUAACUUACCACAUGUGUACAGGUCCAUAUGCAGCAUGUUGUUAUAUCGUAUGUGAGUUAAUGGCUCCCUUACAACAAUAUUUUUUUAAAAAAAGGCAAAACUCCCCCCAGAACGACUACCACCAAACACAUGCAUUUCCUCCCCACCUCAAGUCAUAUUUUCUUACAAAUGCUGUAUUUUCUGGUUUUGCUUUGUAAAUACAGUGCAGAUCUGUGAGGUAGUUAAGUUCUGUCUAUUUGUAUUAGGUGUUUUACAGUUCCCUUCUUCCUAAAAAGCCACUACUAGAGAACUGUUAUUCUGCAAAAUGCCUGUCCCUGCAGAGGGUAGUCCAUUUUUAAACCAGUAGUGUGGCACAGUAAUGAACGUCCUGCUUGCUCCAGCAGGACUAUGUGCAUCAUCCAUUAAACGUGUCCAUCUUCCACUGGAAGUGCAUUGCCUGCCUUCGUCAUUAAUGAGUUUGCGUGCUGAGCUGCCGUGUCAGAUUGUUUGGUUUUGCACUUUACAAAUGAGAUUAAAUUGAGUGGAGAUUUUGAGAACAGUGUAGUUCAUGAUAGCUGUAUUGUUCUAAAUGUAAUUUCAUUUGAGCCAGCUUUUAUUUGAAAAUGUUGUUACUCAUAAUUGCUAAGACCAUAUAAAGCACAUACACGCAAGCUUCCAUUAGUGACCAUGGUUAUUUGGCAACAGUGUUCCUGGAUACAGAUAGGAUUUUUCUUUGGAUUUUGAAAGAAGGAGGUAGCAGAAGACAAUUGCAGGUGGAUGAUACAGGAUUCCAAGCUCAAAAUAGGGGUGGCUGUGACUUAGGUACAUUCAUUGAAGUCAAUAGGUUUUCACGGGUGUGCAGGAUGAAAGCCCGUUUGAAAACACUGAUAGUGGUGUGGUACGUAAAGAAAAUUAUUUUUCAUAUUUCAGAAUUAGAAGAGGGGGGAAAAGCACUUCAGUUGGAAAUUAGAAACAUCUGAAGAAUACCUGAGAAAUUGGUGAGAUGUGGGUUCUGCCUACCCAUCAGUCACCUGCUGAUUUUUUUUGUGGCAAGCUCAGAUACAUCUGCGCUGUCUUUACAUUAGCUGGCUAACAGCAGCAACCUAGGCACAGCGUAGAUUCUGAAAUGAGCCAUGGUCACUGGAGUGUGUUUAUUCUGCUGCAAAGAAGGUAUAUUCUGUAGCCUGUAGCAGGCUUUGCAUUGUUUGCUAGUGUUCCGUGGCCCAGUUACAUCUAAGGCAAUACAUGAAAUUACAUUGAAACUCUGCAAAUCUGGUUGUUACAAGGUAGCUUCUCUGUGUUGCUCUUGGCUUGUACUGGUACUUUGUAAUAGUAGUUAGAUUUAGGGAUUUCUGUGAUUUUAUUUUGGUCUAAGGAAGAGGUAACAAGUAAAGGCUGCUUUGGAGGAUACAAAUUCUCGUAUACUUCAUACCUGUCCUUAUUAUUGUCUUAUUUUCUCAUUCACAUGUAUGACCGUUGCAAUCAGCAAUGCCAUAGUGAUGUGUGUAUUUUCUAGGUCUGAAGCGUCUCUGCAUCGCUGUGUUCUUGUUUAUAAUGAAAUAAGGCUAGAGUUCAUGAAUUUUAGUUUUGCUAGCCAUUCACUUAGAGGGGAAAAAAACCAGACAGAAGCAAUCUUGAAUUUUGUAAAUGUUAGUGUGAAAAAUCACAUUAUAAUGGUAAAACAAAUAAUCUUAAAGAUAGGCAUUCUGAACAGUGACUUGCAAACUGGGGCAUAUUAUACAUCCCACCUGCCACUUGGUGGUACUUUCAGUUUUAUAGCAGUCAAUUAUUGCCUUUGGUGUUACCAUAAUUUUAAAAGUGAGAAUUGGACUUGGUGACACAAAUGCUGAGAUCUGCAAAUGGCUAAAAUAAUAUAAAUCUGUAGGCACUUAGUUCAGAGGGAUGUAGUUUUGUCACCAGAGAUUGGAGCGUGGACAGUUGAAAUUUGUAGAUAUUGUUAAGUGUUAUUACCUAAAAAGAAUCUAAAACUUAAUUUUGUGUGCUAAUAUGUAAACGGGAGAAAAGUUUUCAGCCUGUACCUUAGGUUUAUUUUUAUAUGUUGGAAAGUGUAAUUAAAGUAAUAUUGAAAACUAAAAGCACUGUACAAAAGGGAUUUUUUUGGUGUGUGUGUGUGUAAGAGAAAUACACUUUCAGUUGUGUCUAAUUUUAAACUUUAAAAAAUGCUUUUGCAUGCAGUGCUUAUUUUUAUUUCAAAUCCAAGAAUACUUCAUUUGUAGUUAAGUCCUAUUGCUGGAUCUUAGCACAUUAGUUUGUAGGUUUCUUCUGUGUUCUCUUCAAUAUAAAACAGCUUAAUAAACUUGGCUGAUGAUAUGUGGAGCAGCUACAGACCUCCCUGGUUUGAGGAGACAGAGGUCUAACACUUUGACUCCGUAUUGCUUAAGUGAAGUACCGCGGAAGAGAAGCUAUCUAUGAACUUGAGUUGUCACAAUGAGUUUUUUGCUGUGUAUGUAUUUUUUACUGGAAAAAUUCAGCUUUAAUUGUUACAUUUUUUCUGUUAAUUUAGUGCCAAAUUUGACACAAGACUGGAGAUUUUUGGUGUACAAAGUAUGUUCUGUACUGAUCUUGUUAAUGAAAUUAUUCUUCUCUCAUUGAAAAGCUUACAUGUGUCUUUUUUUGACCUGAAAGACUUAUCAGCAAUGAUAAAAGAAUAAUUUCAUCUUCCUUUCGCUCAGUCCCUGAUGUCAUUAAUGAGGGUGCCAGUUAAGUCGCUUGUUUAGAAGAAGCUGUUGCUCUUCUCAAUAAAACCUUCCUUAGUGCGAAGAACUGCUGCACUGAUGAGCAAAUCAUGGGCCACUUAGAAAUUGCUACUUCAUAAAUACGUAAUUUUCAUAAUUUAAUCAAAGGAAUGAGUGGUCUGCUCUGGAAACAUCAGGAGAGUAAUUUGACAUGCACGGUUCAUGCAGUCUAUCAGUAGAUCCUUUCUGGUAUCUUUCCCACUGAUACAGGGGCAUUUCUUACACACGGCAAUUUCUUACACACAGCACCUAUCACAGUCUGGGUUUAGAUAUACCUGGGGAACAUCAGUACCACAGCAGGAAAAAUAUUAUUUACCUUCUCUUUUAAGUUUGAUAUUUCUGUUAAUAAACAUAGGUCUUCUAAGUUUAAUAAACAUCUAACCAAACUUGUUCCAUGUUGGUAGAGUAUAUUUUUGCAUUAAUGAAGCAACUAUGAAAUGGUACAAGAAAUGUCAAAUGCUGUUAUGUUGUUGAUAUUUUUGUAAAUAAACAAUGUCACAAAGUUUUAA